GUCGGAGAACCAUUCAGUCGUUGAGUAUCGUUCGCUGUGCGCGCAUCACGCCAUUCACCCACACCCACUUUUCACUUUUGCUGUGUGUACAUUUGAAGAAUAAGAAUAAAGCAGUGUAAUUGCGCUCGCGAGUGUAGUUGUGACAGUACACACGCGCCCAAAAAAAAGAAGAGUAAAAAGAAAGCAACUUUGUGACCUUGCACCUUAAGAAAAACAAAGGUUUCCAAAAGCGCCGCCGCCUUUGACCCGAGGUCAGCUGUCACUUUCCAUACAAAAACAGCACCAAAUUUCGCGAAAAAUGGCCGACAGUGCAAACAAGCGCAACAUUCCGAUCAAGCUCGGCGACUUUAGCGUCAUCGACACGGAGUUCUCCUCGAUCCGGGAGCGGUUCGACAGCGAGAUGCGAAAGAUGGAGGACGAGAUGGCCAAGUUCCGGUCGGAGCUGAUGAACCGGGAGUCGAACUUUUUCGAGACCACGUCCAGUUUUUCCACCAAAAAGACGGCGACGUCCAGCAGCACCACCACAUCGAACGCCGCGUCCGCGCUGAGGCAACCACAGACCAGCAGCAGCAAUACACAGGUCCAGGACAUCAACUCGCCACUGAUUCAGGAGGAUGGUGACAACAAGGUGCUGAAGCUGCGAUUCGACGUCAGUCAGUACGCUCCGGAGGAGAUCGUGGUCAAGACUGUUGACCAGAAAUUGCUGGUCCACGCCAAGCACGAGGAAAAGUCCGAUACCAAGUCCGUGUACAGGGAGUACAACCGGGAGUUCCUGCUGCCGAAGGGAUGCAACCCGGAGCUGAUCAAGUCCUCGCUCAGCAAGGAUGGAGUCCUGACGGUGGACGCGCCCCUUCCGCUGCAGGCUCUGACCGCCGGUGAAACCAUGAUUCCGAUUGGCCAUCAUUAAGAAAAAAAAAAAAACAUUUUAGCGUCAGAAUUACCGUCAUUAUUUAAAGGAAUGAAAGUAAAGGAAGAGAAAGAAGCCAAGCCACAACUUAAUAAAAAAAUGCCAGUCAGUGUUAAAUUUUUUGAACGUCGUGUCACAUCGAAGAUUUUUUGAAAGAAGAAAAAAAAAAUUCAGCCAUAUUGAUGCGUAGGAACGUGCUUUUACAUGUACUCAAACGAAAAGCUGCAAUUCGCCAAGAUAUUACAAUUAGAGGUGCACACACAUCACUUAUUAGAGGCAACCACACUUACUCACACAAACAGACACUCUUUUCCCGCCCCGAUGUUUUUUGAUACAAGAUAUUAAACAAAUGUGAUAAGCUAGACAAGCGCGAGCGCACACAACUACUUAAAAAAAUGGAAAUUUUUAACACUCAAGCAACAACCGAAAAAAAAUCAACAACAACAAAUACAGGUGGCCUUUACCACUCAUCUUGAAAAAUAUUCGAAAAUUCACUCACACAGCCAUAACAAUCGAGCGCUACAACGAUUACACUCACACAAGCAAGAAACAAAACCAACCAAUCAGGAGGCAGCAACUGAACUUUUUAUGAAAUGACGUCACAAGUUGGAGAUAUUUGCGCUAGGCAAAAGGCAAUGAGGAAAAAAGGUCAGACUACAAUCGUUUUUUGUGUAAUUGUGCUUUAUUUAUUUUAUAUAAACGUAAAAUCCGAGAGUUUAAGGAAUUAAAAUCAAAAUCCGUAGAGGAAAAA
Messenger RNA from Culex pipiens pallens (northern house mosquito), 1658 nucleotides. Its product is annotated as heat shock protein beta-1. Gene Ontology annotation, biological process: response to heat; protein refolding. Gene Ontology annotation, molecular function: protein folding chaperone. The record is from RefSeq and is a predicted model, not a curated record. Lineage: Eukaryota; Metazoa; Arthropoda; Insecta; Diptera; Culicidae. The coding region runs from base 299 to 907 and encodes 202 amino acids. The transcript is spliced from 5 exons.